AUGAAAGCCUUCGUAGUAGUUGCCCUGCUUGCCACUUGUGCCUAUGCUGCUCCCCAGCGUGCCCAUGGCGGUGCUAAUGCUGCUGCCAAUGCCGCUGCCACUGCCAGUGUAAAGGGUAAUGCCGGAGGAUUUGGCGGUGGUUUGGGUGGGGGUUUCGGCCGUCCCGGUUUCGGCGGUCUUGGAGGUGCCGGCGGCGGUUCGGCCAGUGCAAAUGCUGGUGCUAAUGCCAAUGCUGUUGGUGGUGGUGCUGGUGGUUUUGGAGGCCGUCCCGGUUUCGGUGGUCCAGGUUUCGGUGGACCCGGUUUCGGUGGCCCUGCCUUUGGUGGCGCUGGUGCUAAUGCCAACGCUGGUGCCAAUGCUGUUGGAAGUGCUGGUGUUCAUGGUGGUCAUGGAGGUCGUCCCGGCUUCGGUGGUGCCGGCCUCGGUGGUGCUGGCUUCGGUGUUGCUGGUGCCAAUGCUAAUGCCAACGCUGGUGCCAAUGCUGUUGGAGGUGCUGGUGGUCGUCCCGGCUUCGGUGGUCCAGGCUUCGGUGGUGCUGGCUUCGGUGGUGCUGGUGCCAAUGCUAAUGCUAACGCUGGUGCCAAUGCUGUUGGAGGUGCUGGUGGUUUUGGAGGUCGUCCCGGCUUCGGUGGUCCAGGCUUCGGUGGUGCUGGCUUCGGUGGUGCUGGUGCCAAUGCUAAUGCCAACGCUGGUGCCAAUGCUGUUGGAGGUGCUGGUGGUUUUGGAGGUCGUCCCGGUUUUGGUGGUGUUGGCGGUGGUCUUGGUGGUGGUUUCGGUAGCGGUUCAGCUUCUGCCUCUGCUUCCGCAUCUUCAUCCGCCACAGCCAACGGCAGAGGUGGUGCUGGAGCUGGUGCCAAUGCCAGUGCUACUGCUAAUGCCAACUCUUCCAAUUUCCGCGGUUAA
This is a messenger RNA of Musca vetustissima, 903 nucleotides long. RefSeq lists its product as uncharacterized. The coding region runs from base 1 to 903 and encodes 300 amino acids. The record is from RefSeq and is a predicted model, not a curated record. The transcript has a single exon. NCBI's taxonomy places the organism in Eukaryota, Metazoa, Arthropoda, Insecta, Diptera, Muscidae.